AUGAUGUGGUCUAAGAGGAAUUGGAGAUGUUUGUCUUGGUGUCUGGCUCUGCUGGGUGCACUGGUGGGGAAUUUAGCCGGAGAGAUGCCCGGGAGAAGCCAGUUUCAGGUGGAGCGCAGCGCACAAGCCGCCGAGAGCCGAGUGCGGAGACGCGGCAAGCAGGAGUCCCUGACCGGGCCAAAUGUGUGUGGAUCUCGUUUGCACUCCUAUUGCUGUCCAGGCUGGAAGACUUUGCCCGGGGGCAACCAGUGUAUAGUGCCCAUAUGCCGUAACAACUGUGGUGAAGGCUACUGUUCGAGGCCCAACAUGUGCACAUGCCCCACUGGUCAAAUUGCUACUUCUUGUGCUUCCAAAUCACCUCAGCAAUGUAGCAUCAGAUGUAUGAAUGGAGGUGUGUGUGAAGAGGAUCACUGCCAGUGUCAGAAGGGUUUUUCAGGAAACUACUGUGGGCAACCGGUGUGUGAAAAGAAGUGCCAAAAUGGAGGGCGCUGCAUUGGGCCAAACCGCUGUGCAUGUGUGUAUGGAUUCACAGGUCCACAGUGUGAAAGAGAUUACCGGACAGGUCCAUGCUUCUCCCAGGUUGUCAACAAGAUGUGUCAGAGCCAGGUGAGUGGCAUUGUGUGCACCAAGACACUAUGCUGUGCCACCGUUGGCCGAGCCUGGGGUCACCCUUGUGAGGAGUGCCCUGCUCAACCACAGCCCUGCCGCAGAGGUUUCAUCCCCAAUAUACGAACUGGAGCAUGCCAAGAUGUUGAUGAAUGCCAGGCUUUGCCAGGUUCGUGCCAAGGAGGAAGCUGCAUUAACACAGUAGGCUCCUAUGAAUGCAAGUGUCCUGCUGGUCAUCGUCUAAAUGACAACACAAAUAAGUGUGAGGAUGUGGACGAAUGCUCCACCAUUCCACAUGUGUGUGAAGGAGGACAGUGCACCAACUCAGUCGGCAGUUUUUCCUGUGUGUGUCCAUCUGGAUAUGUGCUGUCCGCUGACAAGACUCACUGCAUUGGGCAGCACACAGGUUCCUGUUUUAAAGCCGUACUGGGUGGGCGCUGCGCUCAGGAGAUGUAUGGGCGCCACACUAAAGCGCAUUGCUGUUGUGACAGAGGCCGCUGCUGGGCACAAGGAACUGUGCCAGAGAUAUGUCCUAGCCGGAGAUCUGAUGAAUUCCACAGGAUGUGCUUAGAAGGAGGAUAUCCAGAUGUGGAUCCUGGCAUCAGAGAGGACAGAGUUCCUCAGCAGCCCCAUGGACAUGAUGGCCAACCACUUUAUCCAACGAAUGGAAAUGGUCCUAUAUACCCAGAGCUUCCACAGAUCCCACAUAUUCCACAAAUCCCUCAAAUCCCACAGAUCCCUCAAAUCCCGCUGAUUCCUCAAAUCCCACAAAUCCCUCAUAUUCCUAUUAAUGGACAUGACAAUGGUUAUGGACAAGGACCUGUAGUUGGUUUAAAUCAGACAACAAACAAAUGCUUACUGAUGCCUAACUUGUGUCUUAAUGGUCGCUGUAUCCCUGUGGGGUUUGGUCACCGCUGUGAGUGUAACACCGGUUACCAACUGGACAGUCAAAUGGAGUGCUCAGAUAUAGAUGAAUGUGUAUCUGAGCCAUGUACCAACGGAGACUGUGUAAACACUGCUGGUUCUUACUACUGCAAGUGUCAUACAGGCUUUAACAGGCCCCCAGGCAAACAGGCCUGCUUUGACAUUGACGAGUGCUUACAUAACGGAGUACUUUGUCAGAACGGCCGCUGUCUGAACAUGGCGGGUAGCUUCCGGUGCAUCUGCAACGCAGGCUUCCAGCUUACCCCGGAUGGCAGAAACUGUAUGGACCAUGAUGAAUGUUCCAUAACAAACAUGUGUUUGAAUGGCAUGUGCAUCAAUGAAGAUGGUAGCUUUAAAUGUGUGUGCAAACCUGGUUUUACACUUGCUUCUAGCGGUCGCUACUGCAAAGAUAUUGAUGAGUGCUUGGCCCCUGGUAUCUGCAUAAACGGGCGGUGUCUAAACACAGAGGGGUCUUACAGGUGUGAGUGUUUGGGAGGACUGGCUGUUGGGCCGGAUGGACGCUCCUGUGUGGACACACACAUGCGCAGUACCUGCUAUGGAGCUAUUAAAAAAGGUGUGUGUGUUCAACCUUUCCAUGGAGCAGUAACCAAAUCAGUGUGCUGCUGUGCUAGCACAGACUACAGCUUUGGGGAGCCCUGCCAACCGUGUCCUGCCCUAAACUCAGCGGAAUUCAAUGCUUUGUGUCAAAGUGGGAUCGGAUUUUCAGUUGACGGAACAGACAUUAAUGAAUGUGCACUGGAUCCUGAUGUCUGCUCUAAUGGAGUGUGUGAGAACCUGAGAGGAGGCUACCGCUGUAUUUGUAAUACAGGCUAUGAGACAGAUCAAAGUGGCCGGGCCUGUCUGGAUGUUGAUGAAUGUCUGGUGAACAGACUGCUCUGUGAUAAUGGCUUGUGCAGAAAUGUUCCAGGUAGCUACAUCUGUACAUGUCCCUUGGGUUAUGUCUUCAGACAAGAUACAGAUGCAUGUGAAGACCUGAAUGAAUGCGAGAGCAGUCCAUGUAUUAAUGGCGUGUGUAAGAACAAUGCAGGCUCUUACUCGUGUGUGUGCUCUCCUGGCAGCGUACUUGAUCGGACCGGUCUAAUUUGCAUCGACUCUCUGAAGGCGACAUGUUGGAUGAACAUCCAAGAAGGCCGAUGCGAGAUGAAUAUAAAUGGCGGGACUUUAAGAUCUGAGUGCUGUGCCACACUGGGCGCUGCAUGGGGAAGUCCCUGUGAGCCCUGUGAGAGGGAUCUUGUCUGUCAGAGGGGAUUCACACGACCAAGAGGGACCAUUUGUGAAGAUGUUAAUGAAUGUGAGGUGUUUCCUGGUGUGUGUCUGAAUGGACGGUGUGUGAACACACAAGGCUCCUUUAAGUGCCAAUGUCCUGAGGGACUGACUCUAGAUGGCACUGGACGACUCUGUAUUGACAUUCGCUCAGAACUUUGCUACCUGACCUAUGAUGAGGACAUGUGCGGUCAGCCAGUGCCUGGAAGAUUCAGGAUGGAUGUAUGCUGCUGCACAGUUGGAGCUGCCUGGGGGAAGGAGUGUGAGGCAUGCCCGGAGCCUGGCACACGCGAGUAUGAAACGCUGUGUCCCAGAGGACCUGGUUUUGGAAACCGUGGGGACAUAAUUACAGGCAGACCUACGUAUAAAGACAUCAACGAAUGUAAAGUCUUCUUGAGUAUUUGUACACACGGAACAUGCCGGAACACAAUUGGGAGCUUUAGGUGUCGCUGUAAUAGCGGGUUUACUCUGGAUAUGGAUGGACGGAACUGCACAGAUAUUGAGGAGUGUCAGAUCUCCCCUGACUUGUGUGGACACGGGACGUGUGUGAACACGCCAGGCAGUUUUGAGUGUGACUGCUUGCCAGGUUAUGAGAGCGGCUUUAUGAUGAUGAAGAACUGCAUGGAUAUUGACGAGUGUGAACGGAAUCCUGCACUGUGUCGCGGAGGCACCUGUGUGAACACCAAAGGAAGUUACGAUUGUGUGUGUCCACCAGGUCAUCAGUUAUCUGAGGAUGGGGAGGCUUGUGAAGAUGUUAACGAGUGUGAAUUAAGUGCCACUCUUUGCCCCAAUGGGGAGUGUAUAAAUGUGGCUGGCACUUACCACUGCUCUUGUUUUUCUGGAUACCAGCCGAUCCCAGACAGAAAGGGGUGCACAGACAUCGAUGAAUGCACCAUUGAGAAUGGAGGCUGUGACUUUCACUGCACUAACUCAGAGGGCAGCUACACCUGCAGCUGUGGGCAGGGAUAUGUCCUAAUGCCAGAUCAAAGAACCUGUACAGAUGUGGAUGAAUGCGAAGAAGAGCCUGAUAUAUGUGAUGGUGGUCAGUGCGCUAAUGUUCCUGGAGAGUACCACUGUGAUUGUUUUGAUGGAUAUGUGUCUUCCAUGAUUACGAAAACUUGUAUAGAUGUGGACGAGUGUGAGCUCAAUGCUAACAUCUGCGUGUUUGGAGAGUGCGAGAACACCAAGGGCUCAUUUAUCUGCCACUGUGACGUUGGCUUCUCUGUAAAGAAGGGUUCCUCAGGCUGCACAGAUGUUGACGAAUGUAGGAUCAAUGCGCACAACUGUGCCAUGCAUGCCACCUGUGUCAACACGCCUGGAAGCUUCCAAUGCUCCUGCAAAGAGGGAUGGGUAGGCAAUGGAGUUACAUGUGUUGAUGUGGAUGAAUGCACAAAUCAGACCCACAUAUGCAGUCCUAAUGCUAAGUGUAUAAACACACCUGGCUCCUACCGCUGUGCCUGCUCAGAGGGGUUUACAGGAGAUGGCUUUACCUGCCUAGAUGUAGAUGAGUGCACUGAGAAUGCUGAGCUGUGUGAGAACGGCCAGUGUCUAAACAUCCCAGGAGACUAUCGCUGUGACUGUGAAAUGGGCUUCUCUCCAACCCCUGACAGCAAAGCUUGCCACGAUAUCGAUGAGUGCUCCUUUCAGCAACUCUGUGUGUUUGGUACGUGUAAAAACCUCCCUGGCACGUUCCGCUGUAUCUGUGAAGAAGGCUAUGAGUUGGACCGAUCAGGGGGCAACUGCACAGAUGUUGAUGAAUGCUUGGACCCUAUAAACUGCGUGAAUGGACACUGUGUGAACACACCAGGCUCUUAUGAAUGUAACUGCCCUACAGAUUAUGAACUUAACCCAACUGGAGUCGGUUGUGUUGAUCCACGUGUAGGGACCUGUUUCCUGGAGGUGGUGAACCGUGGGCGUGCCGGCCUGUCCUGCAGUGUGGAGGUGGGUGUUGGAGUCAGCCGCUCAUCCUGCUGCUGCUCCCUGGGCCGAGCCUGGGGAAACCCCUGUGAAUCCUGCCCUCCUGUUAACUCCUCGGACUAUAACACGUUGUGUCCCGGUGGAGAAGGAUUCAGGCCCAACCUAAUUACUAUUAUCUUGGAGGACAUAGAUGAGUGUCAGGAGCUUCCUGGUCUGUGUCAAGGUGGAAACUGUAUCAACACCUUCGGCAGUUUUCAGUGUGACUGUCCAAAUGGCUACUACCUCAACGCAGACAGCCGUAUUUGUGAGGAUAUUGAUGAGUGUUUGACAAAUCCUGCAAUAUGUGGUCCAGGCACCUGCUAUAACACGCUGGGCAAUUACACCUGUGUGUGUCCCCAGGAUUAUAUGCAGGUCAAUGGAGGCAAUAAGUGCAUGGACAUGAGGAAAGGCCUUUGCUUUCGCAACUACAAUGGCACCACAUGUGAAAAUGAGCUGGCCUUCAACAUUACACAACGCAUCUGUUGUUGUGGCUAUAACAUGGGUAAAGCCUGGAGCAAACCCUGUCAGGCAUGUCCCAUACCAGGCACUGAGGGGUUUCACACUCUUUGUGGAAAUAUUGCACCAGGGUUUGAAAUUAGCUUUGAGACAGGAAAACCAGUGGAUAUUGAUGAGUGUCGGGAGAUUCCAGGAAUCUGUGCCAAUGGCGUAUGCAUCAACCAUAUCGGAAGUUUUCACUGUGAAUGUCCAAGGGGAUUCAGCUACAAUGAUUUGUUACUUAUAUGUGAAGACAACGAUGAGUGCAGUGGUUCAGAGAUCUUGUGCCAGAGGAAUGCAGACUGUAUUAAUAGCCCUGGCAGCUAUCGCUGUGAGUGCUCUGAUGGCUUUAAGCUCUCACCUGUUGGAGCCUGUAUAGACCGGAAUGAAUGUUUAGAAACCCCCAACCUUUGCAGUCAUGGCAAGUGUGUGGACAUCCAAGGUGGCUACAUGUGCACAUGCCAUCCUGGCUUCAUGGCCACCCCCAGUGGCAAGAUGUGCAUGGACAUUGAUGAGUGUGUGCAUCAGCCAUGUAGGAAUGGCACAUGUAAGAAUACUGUAGGAUCCUACAACUGCCUCUGUAACCUUGGAUUUGAGCUCACACUAAAUAACCAAUGUACAGAUGUGGAUGAAUGUUCAGCAGCUUAUGGUCAGCUGUGCAGAAAUGGCCAUUGCAUUAACAGUAUAGGAUCCUUCCAGUGCUUGUGUGAAGAUGGCUAUGAUCUCACGCAGGAUGGAAAGAACUGUAUUGAUGUGAAUGAGUGUAUAAUGCUACCUGGAAUAUGUGCUCCUGGAACUUGCCAGAACUUGGACGGCUCUUUUCGCUGUAUCUGUCCACCUGGUUACAUUGUACAGCGCAAUCACUGUGUAGAUGAGAAUGAGUGUGAGGAGGACCCCAACAUCUGUCUGUUUGGCUCUUGUUACAAUAACCCAGGCAGCUUUGAGUGUGUGUGCAAACCAGGCUUUGUUCUCUCAGAAAAUGGACGUCGCUGUUAUGACACGAGAGAGAGUUUUUGCUUCACCCGCUUCGAAAAUGGAAAAUGCUCCAACCCUCAGGCAUUCAACACCACCAAAGACAAGUGCUGUUGUAGCACCAUGUCCAAUGAGGGCUGGGGUAACCCAUGUGAGCUCUGCCCCAAAGAACAUGAAGUUGGAUUUCAGGACCUGUGUCCUUUUGGUUAUGGAAUCGUUCCAGGCAUUGGGGAUACAAUCAUUGAUCUGAACGAAUGUGUGGAAAACCCAGGCAUUUGUCACAAUGGCCACUGCAUCAACACUGAUGGCUCCUUCCGCUGCGAAUGUUCCACAGGCUACACACUGAAUUACACUGGAAUGCAUUGUGUUGAUAUUGAUGAAUGUGCGGUGGGAAAUCCAUGUGGAAACGGUACUUGCGUUAAUGUGAUUGGAAGCUUUGAAUGCCACUGUGAGGAAGGUUUUGAGCCAGGCGCCAUGAUGACAUGUGAAGAUAUAAAUGAAUGUGCACAGAACCCUUUGCUCUGUGCAUUCCGCUGCAUCAAUACAUUUGGGGGAUAUGAAUGCUCCUGCCCAUCAGGCUACACACUCCGAUAUGAUGGGAGAAUGUGUCAGGAUCUGGAUGAGUGUGCAGAGGGUUUACAUGACUGUGACACCAGGGGUAUGAACUGUAAGAACCUCAUCGGUACCUUCAUGUGCGUGUGUCCUGCUGGAAUGGUGCGAAAGAUGGAUGAAGAAGUUUGUCAUGAUGAGAACGAAUGCCGCACUAAGCCAGGUAUUUGUGAGAAUGGCCAAUGUGUGAACACUAUAGGCAGUUACAUGUGUGAGUGUGGAGAAGGCUUCCAGUCUGACUCUACACAUACUCAGUGCCUAGAUUUUAGACAAGGCUUCUGUUUCAUCGAGGUGCUACAAACCAUGUGUCAAAUGUCCUCCAGCAGUAGAAUACCCAGUACUAAAUCCCAGUGCUGCUGUGACCGCGGCCGUGGAUGGGGAAACCAGUGUGAGCUUUGUCCUCUGCCUGGCACUGUCAAGUACAAGAAACUGUGUCCACAUGGGCCCGGCUAUGCCACAGAUGGCACAGAUAUAGAUGAGUGUAAGAUUAUUCCAGACGUGUGUAAGAAUGGACAGUGUAUCAACACUAUGGGCUCCUUUAAAUGUCACUGUGGUCCAGGCUACACAGCUACCAUUACAGGCACUGCAUGUGUUGACUUGGAUGAGUGUGCAAUGUCCCCGAAGCCUUGCAACUUUAUCUGCAAAAACACUGAAGGCAGCUACAUUUGCUCAUGUCCACGUGGCUAUAUUUUGCAAGAUGAUGGCAGAACCUGUAAAGAUUUGGACGAAUGCCAGUUAAAGAGACACAACUGCCAGUUUAUGUGUAUUAACACCAUCGGUGGUUUUGCUUGUAAAUGUCCUCCGGGCUUUACACAGCACCACACUGCCUGUAUGGAUAAUAACGAGUGCGCUGCAGAGCCCAGUUUGUGUGGAGCUAAGGGCAUCUGCCAGAACUCACCAGGCAGCUUUAGCUGCGAAUGCCAGCAGGGAUUCAGCCUUGACUCUAGUGGCUUGCAUUGUGAAGAUAUUGAUGAGUGUAAAAGUAAUCACCGAUGUCAGUAUGGUUGUGACAACAUGUUAGGGAGUUACCGAUGCAACUGCCCCCAAGGCUACACCCAACACUACCAGUGGAAUCAGUGUGUUGAUGAGAAUGAGUGCUCCACUCCUGGCACGUGUGGAACCGCUUCAUGUUUCAACACAUUGGGCAGCUUCAAGUGUGCCUGUCCAGCUGGGUUCAGCUUUGAGCAGGGUUCCAGCAGCUGCCAGGAUGUGGACGAGUGCACCUCUUUCAAAAAUCCCUGCAGCCAUGGCUGCUCCAACACCCAAGGAGGCUACAAGUGCGGCUGUCCUUCUGGAUACUAUAGGAUUGGCCAAGGGCACUGUGUGUCAGCUCUGGGCUUUGGGAGGAGUCAGCUGGGAUCUGUCCGCGCAUCUGGAACAGCGGAGAAUAACAGCCACUCCCCUGAAGGCUGCUUCAGUUGCAAUGUUAAUAGUCAACGUAAGAGAGGAAUCGGGAAGAGGCAUGCCAUCCACAAAGUAGAACCAGAGAAGUCUGUGCAGGAAGGCCCAGUCAGCCUGGACAGUAUAGACAUGGAACAGCCUCUGCUACUGGUACUCAACAUGUCCCAUUGCACCCACAACGAGCACAUCCUGGAGCUGGUGCCUGCCCUCAGACCUCUCAUUCAUCACGUCACUUAUAGCAUCACAGAGGGGAAUCAGGAAGAAAUAUUCCACCUCCGAGAGCACGAGGAGCUCAGCUACCUGCAUUGCAUGCCGGAGAAAGCUUUUCCAGGGUUUUAUAUAUUAAAGAUAAGCAGUUCUCCACUUUAUGAUCAUGCAGAGCUGCUGCAGUUAGAGGACAACUGGGACAGAGACUACCUCUCAGGUGAGCUAGGGCAGAAUCUCCACAUGAAGCUUCACAUUACACUGCAGUGAAACACACUGUAUAUCACUUACAUACAAAAAGUCAGCAGCUCUCAUUCUGAAUAAUAUAACAGUUUUUUUAAAGCGUGAUAAGACUUUUUUGUUUUACACAAGUGCCUGCAGUUUACCUAUGAGGGUACUGUAUUUCAUGGUGCUUUCUACAUCAUGGAUUAUCUGUUUACGGGUCGUAUUCACUAAAGAUGGAGCCAAGCUAAAACUGUGCACAUGUGGUCUCAUCCAAAUAAAACAUUCUCGUGCAGCUUCAAAUCACCUUGUUUUUAACGUCUGUUAAAGACACUUCUUUAUUUUCUAUA
Messenger RNA from Clarias gariepinus (North African catfish), 9023 nucleotides. RefSeq names its product fibrillin-2-like. The coding region runs from base 1 to 8721 and encodes 2906 amino acids. Gene Ontology annotation, molecular function: calcium ion binding. Lineage: Eukaryota; Metazoa; Chordata; Actinopteri; Siluriformes; Clariidae. The transcript is spliced from 65 exons. The record is from RefSeq and is a predicted model, not a curated record.